Molecule: messenger RNA, 4062 nt
Organism: Paramecium tetraurelia
Lineage: Eukaryota; Ciliophora; Oligohymenophorea; Peniculida; Parameciidae
Exons: 3
Cellular component (GO): cytoplasm
Molecular function (GO): protein binding
Source: RefSeq, a predicted model, not a curated record
AUGCCAGAGUUGUUCAUUCCUGUUUAUUUUGGCUCGUUCGACUUUCAAAAUCAUUUUAUUACAGCGUGGGCUGAUGAUAUAGAUAAAAAAAGAAUUGCCACAGGUUCAAUUAAUGGAGACAUCAUCAUAUGGGAAUUCGACAACUUUAAUUUAAGACCACUUAUUAAGUCCACUCCACAUUUGAUAUAUAGAGUAGGAGCAGUCACAGCAUUAUAAAUUAUGAGAAGACCAUUUGCAGAAUUUUAGGAUAGCAAUAUGAAUUGUGCAGUAGCAAUUCAUCAAGAUAAAAGAAUAAGAAUAUUGAGUAUGUUAGAUGGCAAAUAGAUUUUGAUUUCAGAUCAUGAUUAAUUUCCAUAUUCAAAAUAAAUAACAUAAAUAUAUCCAGUUGGUGAUAGAACAAGUAGAUAUAUAAGUUGCUUUGGCGAAGGAAUAGCUAUUUACAUAUAUGAUUUAUGGAAAAUGUGUUGCAGCAAAAUAUUUUUGAUUCAAGAUGAACUUAAUUAGCCAAGAUUUACAAUUUUUACAUCUAUUGGGACUGACUUUGCUGUUAUUGAUAGUAAAUGUAGAAUCUACAAAAUUGAUGCAUCAGCAUAUAAAAAACCCGAAAAAUAAAACUAUUUAAAAUAUAUUGAGAAGAAAGCAUAAGAUAAAAAGAAGCAUGCAUAAAAAAAGUCCUUAAUAAAAAUGUCCUCCAGUAUUUCUAUAAAAGGAUUACCAUCAAAUAAAAUAAUCAAUACCAUCUAUAACACGAAAUCUGACAUCAUGUACAUAGUUUAUUCAAAAUCAAUAUAUGUAGUGAAUUGUCCUUUUAAAGAAACCGAUUAAUAAAGGGAAAUGUUCUCUAUUAAGUCUUCUACAAGCAUAAUUAAAUUUAGGAAUAUUCAUUUAUUUAAAGGUCACAAUGAGGCUAUAAUAAUUAUUGAAUAACUGAAUGGUAGCACUAGUUUUAUUUACGAGAAAGAUAUUUAAAAUUUAAUAGGUCUAAUAUCGAAGAGUUAUAAUUAAUGUAUAACUUUAGACUUUAAUGGCUUUAGUUUUUCAAAAUAAAGCUAAUCCUAUUAAGGAUAACUCUUGCUAUUACUCAAUUAAUAAUUGACACCAAUUCAAGUUUCAAAAUACUUUUUUUAAUAGACAAUAUUCGCAAUAAAUAAUUUGUUAUUUAGAUAAAAUGGAUGCAUCAUUGAAAUAUAUAGGCCAGAUUCAAUUAAUUAUGAUGAUUAUUGCAUUUGCAACCUUUAAUAGGAUAAGUUGUUUGAUGUAACAUUAUAGUCAGAAGGCUUUACACUCUACCUUUAUUCUCAAUCAAGAUUUAUUAAUGAAUCCAAAUAGUUGGAAAUUACAGAUAUUCCAAAAACACUUGUAGAUCUCUAAAUUUUUGAGUAAAAUGAUAUUCUAAAAUCUUUGAAUUAAAACCUACCAGAAAAUAUUUAAGGAUAAUUGAAUUAAAUUCAAAACAUCUCUAAAUAUACAAUUGGCUUAUAUAACAAGACUGAUCUUUUUGCUAUAUUCGGAACAGAAUAAGGAAAAAUAUUUUUGAUUCCAUUCUUUUAUGAGAAGAAUAAAAGAUGGAAUCUUUACAUAAAUAAUGAUUUUAAAAAGAGUAUAAUUUUUUUGAAAUUUAUCAAAAAUUCUAUUUUUGCUGUGGAUCAAACAUUAAAAUUAAAAGUAUUUAGUCUAUCCAGCAUAUUUGGUAGAUUUGAUAAUUAAUCAGUAGACUUUGUUUCAACAUAUUAAACAGUCUUACCAUCAAAUAUUAAAUAAGUGAUAUAAAUUAGAUAACUUUUUUAAGAAUCAAACAAUAGCACUUUCUCAAAUAAUGAUGCUCUUGUUGUUAAAAGAAAGUUAGUAAAACAUUUUGUGGCCUUGCUACUGGAGGAUGACUCUAUUGUUAUUUAUCAUACAAUAUUGAAUGUUAAGAAAUUCUCUUUUCAAAAUUAAUUUAAAUUAAAUUAGGGGUAAGUCAAGUUAUAUUAUGUACCACAUUUAUUGCUAUUUUUAUUUUGCAAAGGAGUUGAAGUAUCCGUGUGGUCAAUGGAGAGUGGUAAGUUGGAAAGAACGAUAAAUAUUCAAUAAUUGUAAGAGUAUUUGAAUAUUGAGACUCUAUUGCCAUUGAAAUUGUCAUAAAUGAUAAAUUCAUAUGAUUUUAAAUCAUUCAAAACUGAUUAGGUUUCGUAAUUCGAUCUAUUAGAAUACUCUAAUAGGAGUUAUUAGAAUUAAUAUAAUUAUUCCUAAGAAUUAAAAUAAUAAUCACCAUAAUACUUUUAUGACUUUUUAGGGACUCUGAAUAAAAUUUAACAAAAUACUUUGGAAUUUGAUGAAAUUUUGCAUAUUCUUUCAUAUGAAGAUCCUGCAAUAAGUUAUAGAGAUAAAUCAAUAAUUAUAUUCGAGCCGUAAGAGAUGGGAGAUAUGUUUCUGUUGUAUAAGAUUUAUUUAAAAUAAUUCAAAUCCACAUUACAAUUUGAUAGAGUAAAUAAGUUGUAUAAAUAAUAAAAGUAACCUAAUAAGCCAGAUUCUAGUUCUUCUUAUUAUUUAAUAUGGUUUGAUUGCAAAAAGAAUAUUGAGUUAGUAAAAUAUUCAAUGGAAAAUACAGCAACUAUGAAGAUACCCUUUACUUAUGUUCAUUUUUAUCAUUCUUUGAAUUAAACACCUAUUUUUAAAUGUUAAUUUGGUUUGCAAGGAAUGGCAGAAGGAUUUUCGAGAUUGAUUGAAUCUAACAAUCAUUAAAUAAGUGGAUUAAUGUCCACUUAAUACAGUAUAGCAGCAGCCUUAUGCUUAAAACAAAUAAAAAGUAGAUUUGAUAUUUCAGAAGUUAACAAUUAAACAAGUUUAUUAAGUCUAUCUAGAUAUAGUCUCGACAAUUCAAAGGAUAUAAUCGAGAUAUCUUGUUAAUUGAUCUCUUAAUAAAUAAAGAAAAUGGAUAGUCUGUGUAAUGAGAUUGUGGUAUUAUAAAAGACUUCCAAAGAGUUCUUGUAAUUAUUUGAAAGGAGUAAUUCAAAUGUGUAUUUCUCCUUAGAGAUAAUGUGCCUAAUAAUCCAAACUUAUUUAAUGUAAUAGAUGAUGAGUAAUAGUGAAAUGAUUCACUAUGUAUUUAAUAGAAUAAUGUCAGGCUUCACUCACUAAUUAUGUUUGAAGAAACCAAACAUUGUGUUUGUCUUUAUUAAAUUAUUAGAAGAUGGAAUGUAAAAUUUUCAUAAAUGCAUCUAAUAACCGAAAGUGUGUUUGCAGACCUUACUGUCGAUUUAUUAUCACAUCUACACUGCAUAUAAACAUGGUUUAGCAUUAAAAGAGAUCAUUAGUUCGCCUUUGAAUAAAAAAUCAAAGGAGAAGGAUAAAUAUGAGAAUUUGAGGUAGUACUAACUAAUGAGUCAACUAGACUUAUAGAGAAUAAAACAAAGAUUAAGAAUCCUAAUUAUGGUUUUGUCUUAAUACUUUUUCUAGGAAUUUAAGGCAACUAUCUAAGAAAUAAUAAAUUAAACAGAAAAUUAUCCCAUAAUAGCGUGUUCAAUUCUUGAUUUAUUGCUAUGUUUAUCAAAAUCGGAAAUUGGACCUAAUGAAACACUCUUCAUCUUAGAUUUAUCAAUAAAAACCAUAGAUUAGAAUAAUCAAUAGUUAAGGAAGUACGCUUAUAAGUCUUUUGUUAAGCUGGUAUAAUUUUUGGACAAGAGGUUCGAAUAUGUAAGUUUCUCUAAAAAGAUAUUAAAAGUAGCAUUUGCGUUAGAAGGCUUAGUUCAUAUUUAUGAUCUAAGAUAUGGUGUAAAGUUAUAGACAUUAGAUAGAUAUCAAUGUAAGUAUAUAGUUAAGUAAUUAGCUUAAAUAACAAGUAUAGCCUUUGAUGUAAAGGGCAAAUAGAUGGCUUCAUUUUCUUAGAGGGAUUCAAAUUUAAAGAUUUUUCAAUUAAAGCCGACCAGUAGUUUCAUAUAAGAAUAUGAGAAUGUGUACAUUAAAUUAACUCAUUAAUUUAACUUUCUAUAGCCACUCUACUAUAAGCUAGAAUGGGAUGAGGACUGUGAGUAUAUUUAUUUAUAACAUGAAGAUGAAUCAAAAGUAUUUAAAAUUGAUUGA